AUGCUUUAUGACGAGGUCCAAGGAGUCUCAAGGACCAAGAGCGACCCCGCCGCCGGGUCCGUGACUCCGUGGUCCCUGUCUCCUGAGUCUCCUGAUCCCUGAGCUAGGCCGAACAACGCCGCGCGCGUUUUCAUAAAGUGCGGGGAAGCUGUGCCUGAGGACUGAGGGGCCGAAUUCUGAGACACUUUGAGAUUUUGACCAAUUCUGGGCUGGAACCGCCCAAUUUUCGAAACGAAACCUUCAGCUCUUUCAGAGCUUCAGGGAUAGAACUGCAGUACAGUCAGACCUGAGAAAAUUUAUAUCGCCCAAUCUUAUACCUGUCAAAAUUUAUGGACUUUUCAAUCUCCCGACUUUUUUGGCUGACAGAACCUGUCCAAUCUUAUACCUUAUAAUUUAUGGGUUUACAGGUCAAAUUAUAAGAUAAGAGAGAGCCGGAAAUGAGCGAUUGAUCAGGAAAUGGCCUCUCCCUCGGCGUUCUUGUUGACGAGCCGCCUGCUGGAAGAGUCCGAAAUGCCCCGAAACAGCCGAGAAGCGAGCACAGGAGAGCAAAGGCGGCGGUUGACAAUUUUACGAACAAGUACGACCCAAGUGAUUUCUUCAACAUGGACGAAACCGGUCUCUUCCACGCUAUGCGUCCGUCUACGGGCCUUGCUCGGAACGGUCGAAAUGGUGUCAAGAUGAAUAAGACUCGCAUCAUUGCGAGACAUGAGGCGUGGAACGACAUCCGCCCCGAGACGAUUGCCAACUGCUGGCGCCACGCUCAAAUCUUGUCUGAUCGCAAGAACAAAGGAUCGACCGACCAUACACCUCUUCCCAACAGUCGCAGGCCUCUCAAUGGCGAUCGCGGCAUCAUCAACGCGAUGAACGCUCUGAAGACGGCGAACGAUGAGCUGGUCGAAAAGGGCAUAGUUACGAGCAACGAGAAGAUGAGUAUCCACUUUCUCGUCGAUGUGGAGGAGGAGAACCUUGCUGGUGGGGCUGAAAUGACCGAUCAGGAGAUUGUGGACCUGGUCAUUGCCAAAGAGUUGAAGGAGAAUUGCGAGGGAGAAGGAGGAGAGGAGGAAGGGGAGAUAGAGCUCCGACCGGCGGAGCGAACGACGCUGCAGGAGGCAAUCUCAGCGCUUGAUGUUUUCCUUAGGUUUGCUAUGAAUGGAUACUCAGGUCCAACGUAUUUGAUUUCUUUUGAGGACGAGGCUAGGAGGAUUCGCAGGACUCUUGUUGCCGAGCAGGAUGCCGCGAGGAUUCAGACGACAAUGACUUCGUAUUUCCAGCGUUAG
Molecule: messenger RNA, 1277 nt
Organism: Microbotryum saponariae
Lineage: Eukaryota; Fungi; Basidiomycota; Microbotryomycetes; Microbotryales; Microbotryaceae
Source: the annotation of a GenBank genome assembly